Messenger RNA from Diaporthe citri, 1956 nucleotides. RefSeq lists its product as uncharacterized. NCBI's taxonomy places the organism in Eukaryota, Fungi, Ascomycota, Sordariomycetes, Diaporthales, Diaporthaceae. Gene Ontology annotation, biological process: regulation of cyclin-dependent protein serine/threonine kinase activity; mitotic cell cycle phase transition. The coding region runs from base 1 to 1956 and encodes 651 amino acids. The record is from RefSeq and is a predicted model, not a curated record. The transcript has 3 exons. Gene Ontology annotation, molecular function: cyclin-dependent protein serine/threonine kinase regulator activity. Gene Ontology annotation, cellular component: cytoplasm; centrosome; cyclin-dependent protein kinase holoenzyme complex.
AUGGACGCCAGACCCCAACGCCCGCUGCGACCCUUCGUGGCGCAAGUUCAUCACAACGAGAACUUGUCCCUCAAUACCACCGGCCACGCAUCCAGGAACGGCCAGACCCAUCAGGCCAAUUUGAACGGUGCCACGACUGCUGGGGGUUUUAAGGGACCUAUCAAGCGAGCCGCCUUUGGAGACCUGAGCAACACGUCUGCGCCCACCGUCAGCCAGGUCACCAAGGGUCUUGUGAAGCACACAGCAAACACGGCUAAGAUGGUCCCUUACAAGGACGACAACAAGGAGAACGCCGUCAAGGCUGGCAAGAGCAAGGAAGCCUUCCUGAGACCAGCUCAGCGGCCAUCCAAUGGUCUGAAGCCCUCAUCGACCACAGCCGGCUUCUCACAGACCGAGUCUCGAGGACACACCGUCAUGAAACAGAACGCGGCUAAGAAAGCAACCUUUGUCUAUGCCGACGAGCCCCAGCAAAAGCAACAGACCCUCAGUCGCCAAUACAGGAGCCAACCCUACCUCAGAGCCGCCGACGCGCCUGUCUUGCGCCGAACACAAAGCAAGCAUACCAUCCAGGAGGAGAAGCCUCACGAUGCCGAGGACGAAAACGACGCAACGCCCUACGAGGACGCGGUGGAAGAGCUCCCUCGACGCGACGCGUACUUCCCUCCGGAGUUACCAGUUUCCGAGCAUGUGCAGCCACACAUGGCUGCUGACACGAAGUCAUCCCAGCAUCUCCCUGCGCCAGGUUCCAUGCACUCGCUACAAACAGCGCCACCCGUGCCGGAGGCGGAGGAGUACUGGGACGAGGAAGACGAUGAGGAUCUGUACGAUGAGCAAGGAUACACGACGGCCCAUUCAUUCCGGUCGCAUGGUGACAACACCACCACCGGCGCAACAACUCUCCUCGUACCAAAAGUGACUUCCCGGAUCCAGGAGGAGUUGGAAGAGGCCAAAUUCUACGUCGAGGACAAUCGCCUGCAGGAUGACAUUGACGAGGAAGAGUGGGACGUGAGUAUGGUUGCAGAGUACGGCGAGGAGAUCUUUCAGUACAUGCGGGAGCUCGAGACAAAGAUGCUCCCGAAUCCUCAUUACAUGACCGAGGUCCAGGCUGAGAUCCAGUGGUCGAUGCGCUCCGUGCUCAUGGACUGGCUUGUCCAGGUCCACAACCGGUUCUCUCUGCUCCCCGAGACACUCUUCCUGACCGUGAACUACAUUGAUCGCUUCCUUUCGAACAAGAUGGUGUCUCUCGGUAAGCUCCAGCUGGUUGGUGCCACGGCCAUUUUCGUUGCAGCCAAGUACGAGGAGAUCAACUGCCCCUCCGUACAAGAGAUUGUAUUCAUGGUUGACGGCGGCUAUACCGUGGAUGAGAUCCUCAAGGCUGAGCGUUUCAUGCUGAGCAUGCUACAAUUCGAGCUGGGCUGGCCGGGCCCCAUGAGUUUCCUGCGUCGCAUCAGCAAGGCUGAUGACUACGACCUGGAGACCCGGACCCUGGCCAAGUACUUCCUCGAGGUGACCAUCAUGGACGAGCGCUUCAUAGGCUGCACGCCCAGCUAUCUUUCCGCCGGUGCCCACUGCUUGGCACGCCUGAUGCUGAAGAAGGGCGAAUGGGUGAGUUCAGAUCCAACCUACGGUCAGCGUAUCGACGGCCAUAAGCUAAACUCCCUCUGGUCACUCGGACACAUCCACUACUCAGGCUACACGUGGGCUCAGCUCAAGCCCCUCGUGGCCAUGCUGCUCGAGUGCUGCCGGUCUCCACAGAAGCACCACACCGCCGUAUACGACAAGUAUGCCGACCGCCGAUUCAAAAAGGCCUCCACCUUCGUCGAGGAGGAGGUGAACAAGGGAUUUGUCCUUCCCUUCAACCACUCAGUCCCACGUCUGUCCUUGUGUGGUGCUUCUCAUGAGCCUUCUGCUUCGCUGAGGUUUCCCCUCCCCGACCUCAUCCUUGCCGAGUCCUGA